Molecule: messenger RNA, 999 nt
Organism: Stylonychia lemnae
Lineage: Eukaryota; Ciliophora; Spirotrichea; Sporadotrichida; Oxytrichidae
Source: the annotation of a GenBank genome assembly
AUGAAUGGAUUUAAUGGAAAAAAUGCUAACUCAUUUUAACAUGGAGGAAACACAGGAAGUAAUGAAUAUGUAAUCGAAUUUUUCUUAAAAAUUCUUUAGGGAGAUUACUUAAAAGACUAAGUCUAAUAGAGAAAUACUUCUCAUAUAGUUUCAACCUCGAAUGGAGGUGGGAGUGGAUCAAACUUAAUGAAUAAAUUCAAGUUUGGAUUAGACUAGCAUUAGCAUACUCCCAAAUCAUUUGAGAGUGAUAAAAAUGUCUAUAUUGAUAACCAUUCUCCUUUGAUCAGCAUUAGUUAGCAAUACUAAGCACAAGGGAAACAGAAGGCUAAUCAAUCUAUAGACUUUUCUCAUAUUUCUCCAAUAAAUAUCAAUUCACUUGGCCAGAAAUAGAUCAAUCAAUAAACUGAUGUGAUAGGUUAAUAAUAAUAAGCAAAGUUUGGAAUUAAUAACUUAGCCUAGAGAAGAAUUAGCAAUGAAAGAGAUAAUCAGCACUCAAAUCAUAGAAAUUAAAUUUCAAGUGAGAAAAAGAAUAAAAGCAAUCAGAAUACUAAUGAACUGUCGAGGUAGAUGGAGAAGAUGAAACUUUAGUAAUUCCUGCUUGAGAAAAGAAGAGAUGAUAUGUGGCAAAAAGCUUUGACAUCCUUAGGUCAGCCUCCUUCUAUUCUGAAAGAGCUUGGAAGAGAGAAAAUUUAAGCAACUAUUGAGCCUUUCAAUAUUUCAUCCGUGAAAUGCAUCAAAAGGGGUGACUACAGAACUCAAAAGAUAAAAAAUGUGGUCUUUGAGGUUGUGAAUGUUGAGAUGAUAGGUAAUUGCUAUCAAGUAAAGCUUUAAAUAGAUGCGACAUUUCAUUCAGAUUGCAAAGAGUAUUUUUCAAAGCAAAUCAGAAGAGGCAAGGUACUAAUCAUGUCAAACGUAAUCUAUUAAGCCUCAUCUAGAUUGUGUAUAGGUUGCAGUAUUUUCCUUGAAUCCAAGAAACGUUUAUCUAAUUGUGAAGGCUGA